AUGGAGCCGAUGACGCUCAUACAGAGUGGGGCUUUUAUUUUGAAAACCACACCCGGAAGUGUGUUUGCUAAAUCAACACAGGUAGCAAUGAGCUACGCACUCCAGGAGGAGAGUCUGUUGAUGAAUUGCAGCGUUGUGUUUGUGACAAAGCUGCAAACAUUAUAAAUGACCGUGUGGUGAUAGGUGUUCGGCGGACGGUAUCUGACGCUGAUAAAAAAACACACGGAAGGCUUUAGAGAAACCCGAGCCUGGUGGUGUUUGGCUGGUGAGUGAACUUUGUUUUUGUCCAGUAACGUGCUGUUGCUCAGUGUGUGCCUGUAGUAGAUGGUUUUAAGAAAAAAGAUGUGACCACACGUAAAAACCGUCUUUAAUUUGCGCAGAGUGCAAACACAGUCACGAGGUAAGUUCAUCCUAGUGACAGGUGCUAGCUAGCUAAACACCUUGUCUGUUUCCUGUUUUACUUGUCUGACGUUAUCCCUGUUCCUUGACGCUUCAUAUUAUAAUCCUUUCAAACUAAUGAGAUUACGACGAAGUUAAAACCACCAACUUUAAAGAAAAAGGAGGAAGAAAGUGUGCUGAGUAUGGAGCCCUUUAUUUCAAAGACUGCCCCCCCUGCAUGAAUAUUAAAGCCCAGUGUCUGUGAGUGACUCAUCUGUAUAGAGUGGAUGCAGCACUGGCCAAUAACAUACUUGUAUUUUAACUUUGUUUGUAAACCGAUUAACCGAUCACAGUACCGAUAAAACUGUGAUCUAGAUUUAUACAGUUCUACAUUAUCUACACUAUCGCUAAAAUUAGUAACAUCAUCAUCAUUGCUGGGUGAUUUUUACCCAAAAUAAUAAUAAUAAUAAUAAUAAUAAUAAUAAUAAUAAUCAUCAUCAUCAUUAUAAUAAUAAUAACUAUAUUUUUAUAGCACUUUUAAAAACAGAAGUUUACAAAGUGCUUUGACAAACAGUUGCAAAGCAUCAGUACAUGGAGAUAAAAACAAAUAAAAAACAAAAGCUCAGUUAAAACAAGGCCUCCGAAGUGAAGGCCAUUUUCAUUUGUCAUAAGAAACUCAGGCAAUACAAGAACAUACACCAUAAAAUGAGACCAGUUCACCUUACAGAAAGUAACUUCACUCCAAUUAUCUUAUGAUGAAGCAUAUUUAACCUAAGCAUCCUCCCUGUCCGAUGUGUUUUUUUAAUCCCUGUUUCCUGUACUCUUUAAAAGGUAAAGGUGUGUGUGCAAAACGUGGGCCUAGCCAGCGUGACUAAUGUGUGUUUAAUUUAUGCCUAAUUGAUCUUUCAGGGUUUGAAUAUGGCUCUGUCUUUCCUUCUGGUCUUUGCUGCAACUGUGAUCCUCAUUAGACCUGAAACACCAGUUACAAAGGUAUAACUAAUUGGUACCUCUAUGAAACUGUGUGUUUUGUUUGGGUGAUUUGUUUGGGUUGGGUUGUUAAUAUGUGACUCAUGUCCUGUCUGUAGGCCCUGCAUCAAAACUCACUGGAGUGCUGUGGAGAGAAACAUCGAGGGAACACUUCAUGUUCAAAUGAUACUCACUGUGAACCAGGUGAUAUAGAUAUACAAAACAUGCAUGUCUAGUUAUGAUCAUGAGGAAUCUAGUUAUUAAGUUAUGAGGAAUCUAUGCACCGGCUUUAACAUGUGUUUGGCACUUAACAAUAGUUUGCUUUUUGCAGGAUGCUUCAUGCGUAUCCUUGAGAACAGCAACACUGUUUGUAUAUUCUGUGACUCCACAGCUGUGGAUUUGGAAAACAUAACAGUCUGCACCUACAGUAAGAUUUUUGAGCUACCUGUUAAUGUUUUUAAAAAUGUAUUUCAGUUUGAAUGUGGAAAAUUUUAAUCAUGUUUCUAUCUACAAUUUUUCCUUUUUUUGUCCUCACUAGACUACACAGUUGAGAGGAAGAAUCACACAACUGUAACUACUGUCAUUCCUAAAAUUGGUAAGUUUUAUUCCUACUUUCAGAUUUAAGCUAUUCGAAGAAAAUUUGUUUCAAACUGUCUUCCCUGGUUUUCAUGUUUGAUGAUUUUGAAAUUUAAGUCAGAAAAAAAAUGUUUUACACAAUUAAACAUGGAAACCAGACUAGCCCCAUGUGUGAUCAAAGUGUUUCUCCUGUUUCUUGCUUUUUCUUUGAGCAGGAGGGCCGGGUGUGGCCGCCUCUCUUCUUCUUGGAACGCUGUUGAUCAGCCUGUUCCUGAUCCUCUCUGUCGCCUCCUUUUUCUACCUCAAACGCUCCAACCGACUCCCGAGCAUCUUUUAUCGUCGCAAUAAGGGUAAAACCUGCACGGCUCUGACACACUGACUGUCGUUACACAAACAUGGCUGUGGGGCUCAACCGUUCCUGUUGAUGUACCACACCCAUUAAAUCCUUGAUAGUAAAACAUGGACUUGUUUUUGAAUAUGGAAAACACAACAAUGAUGUUUUGACAUGAUCUGUUUUGGGUAAAUUGAAUCUUUUAUUCAAUUCUUUUUACAGCCUUCAUAUUCCAGCCAAGUGAAACAGUAAGUCAGUUUUUACAUCUUAUUAUCACACACAUCUACAUUUAUAGCUUUGUGCAGAUACUUAAAAUACAACCUCAGUUAAGUUUUUGUAUUUGUGAGUCCUUUUAUCUCACAGGGAUGGUGUUAAGUUGUUCUUUCUCUCUAUCCAGGCUGUCAUGAUCCCAUCCUCGUCAGGUGAGAUUACUUCACUGUCUGAGAUUGUUUACUACCUCUGUCAAAACUGUAACUCUCAGGGCUUGUGGAACAGGUUGUGAAGCUGUUGAGCAAUGAAAAAUAGUCAAAUUAUUACUCAGGUGUACUUGGCAAAAGUUCAAAUUUUCCCUAGUCUUAAACAUGACAAAACUUAGGACAAAGAUGGUACUAACUGUUUUCUCUUGAUUACAUGUUCUCUGUGUUUCCUGUGCAGUGAGGAAGCCAAGAUAUGUCAGGAGGGAGCGGCCCUCCGCAACAUCCACCCUGAACAGCGCCACUGUGCCCACCACAUCCACCACUGAAGACUAUAAUGUGUAG
Messenger RNA from Xyrichtys novacula (pearly razorfish), 3009 nucleotides. Lineage: Eukaryota; Metazoa; Chordata; Actinopteri; Labriformes; Labridae. The record is from the annotation of a GenBank genome assembly.